This is a messenger RNA of Hydractinia symbiolongicarpus, 1080 nucleotides long. RefSeq lists its product as uncharacterized. NCBI's taxonomy places the organism in Eukaryota, Metazoa, Cnidaria, Hydrozoa, Anthoathecata, Hydractiniidae. The record is from RefSeq and is a predicted model, not a curated record. The transcript has a single exon. Bases 1 to 1080 code for a protein of 359 amino acids.
AUGGAGGGUUUGCACUCACUAAAAUUCCUAUUAAACGAAGGCGAUAGGAUGUGCAAGUUAGACCUGAAAGAUGGCUAUUUCAGUGUUCCACUGCACAAUUUUUCCAAAAAAUUUAUGAGGUUCGAGUUGUCAGGCAAUCUAUACGAAUUCCUCUGUCUUUGUUUUGGCUUUGUUCUAGCUCCACGGAUUUUUACAAAAUUGCUGAAAAUUCCCAUGGCAGUUCUUCGUCGUUUAAUGAUCAGAAUUGUAAUUUACUUAGACGACAUGUUAAUUUUGGGACGGUCCAGAGAGGAGGUCCUUAUGGCACGAGACACAUUGAUUUUUUUCUUACAAAAUUUGGGAUUUUUAAUACAUUUGAAAAAAUCUGUCCUGGAGCCAACUCAGAAAAUAGAGUUCUUGUUAAUGUCUGUGAAUUCAUUAACCAUGUCUCUGUAUCUAACAAAGGAGAAAGUUGCCAAAAUACAUAAACAGUGCUUGAGUUUGUACAAGGCGAGAGAAGCCACUAUACUGGAGCUGACUCAAUUAAUAGGAGUUCUGUCUUCCAUCAUAGAAGCAGUUCUGCCAGCUCGUCUAGAGUUUUGUUUUCUACAACAACAGCAAAUUCAAAGUCUAAAAGUUUCAAAAUCUUAUGCAACCCUAGUGCAUUUGAGGAGGAAAUCCCUGGAAGAACUUCUAUGGUGGGUGAACAAUCUGACUUUGUACAAUGGACGUUCCCUUAUUCAACCUCAAACACAAUUUUUGUUACAGACAGAUGCUUUCCUGAAUGGCUGGGGAGCAGUUUGUCAAGGGAACAGAACGGGAGGCAUGUGGUCCCUAACAGAACAAAUUCUUCAUAUAAAUGCUUUGGAAUUACUGGCAAUCAAACUAGCACUUCUGUCUUUUCACAAAACAAAACAAUUUGCAUCAGUUCACAUUCAAACAGACAACAUGACAGCAUUGUCUUACCUCCUCAAAAUGGGAGGAACAAAGAAUUUAACUAUGAUAAAAAUAGCCAAGGAAAUUUGGGAUUUCCUAUUACUCCACAAGAUCAUGAUUACUGCAAAGUACCUCCCAGGUUGUCUAAAUAUCAAGGCAGACUGA